Molecule: messenger RNA, 246 nt
Organism: Fusarium mangiferae
Lineage: Eukaryota; Fungi; Ascomycota; Sordariomycetes; Hypocreales; Nectriaceae
Exons: 3
Coding region: 1-246 (81 amino acids)
Source: RefSeq, a predicted model, not a curated record
AUGAGAAUACGAUACGAUACAACUCGUCAAGACCAAUCUUCUAUGGAACAAAUGAUAUACAAGUUUGCCGUGGCAGUAGUGCAGCCUAGCUUAUGGUCUGGAGAGCAUAUUGCCAGAGGCGAACCAAGAGCAACGGCUUAUAAUCCCAACGGCCAUGUUUCAUGGUACUCCCGAGGUGACUUGGGCUGGACCCUCCAAUGUCCCAACGUGUUUCGACUUCGUGUUGUCCGGCUUCCCCGCUGUUGA